CUGAAAGGCGUGUACUCACUUUUAGAUUGAAACAUUUUGUCAGUUUCAGGGCCAGCCCAUUAGGGGGACGAGCAGCCUGACUGGGCCGGACCCAACAAUUUAAUGGGCCUAAUAUAAUUUAAAUAUUAUAUAUAUAUUGAAGCCCAGCCCAGACAAAGCCCAAAGCCCUCCUAUUUCCGUUCCACAGAAAAGAAAGCGGAAGUAGAAAGCACGAACGGAAAUUGAAAAAGAUGGCAGAAGGAAGUCGCCGAGAGAGAGUCGCCGCCGCCCGCCUGCAUGCUCCACUGCAGUGCAGAGUCUAGCCGCUUCCCGCCAGACGCCGCCUCGCCGGAAACUCUCCAGCCUCCAGGUUCAGGAGUCCAGGAAAUCUUAGGGUUGGCCUUUUUAUGUGAAACCAAACCAAAAAAACUGAACUCCCCUCUACACUUAGAAGACGGGCAGAUGUUCAAAUCCCAGAUGGCAGGCAAGCUGGGUGAGGGAGAAACCAUACCCAGCUGGAUAAUAAAUGUUGAAACUGGUCAGCAGGAGAUGCUCUGGGUGGAGGAGGAACUGAACUAUGGGAAGGAGAAGUGGAAUGGUUAUGUAAGGUUGAAGAAGAAGGGGAUUGGUUAUUUGGUAAUGAUGAAGGAGAAGAAUCAAGAGGAGAAGGAUCUGAGGAAGGAAGCCCAAAGGGUAGUUCCUUUGAGCAUGUUUUUUGUUGUCGAUAUUGUGCUGAUCGACAAGAUCCAAUAUGACUUAAUGACAAGUUGGAGUUAUGGCGUCAGUAAAGGCUUCAGAGGUUGGGUGACGGAAUCAGAAGUGGAAGUUAGGAUUGAUUCACAUUCAGUGCCUAAAAUAGAUAAAUUUGGGUCUACCUCUACCCCUUUGUGUUCCGUCUACCGCAACCCUCUUGCAUCUCCUUACAUGGACCUCUGCACUCUUAUUGUGUCCAAAUCACCUCAGUCUAACUUCUCACAACUUAUUCUCCACAGGUACCGCUUCCACCGUACCUUGAAUAACCUCAUUCUAAAUCUUAUCCAUCCUUGUAUGACUACGCAUCCACCUCGGCAUUCUCAUUUCUGCCACUUGAAGAUGGCCAACAUGAGUUUUCUUCACAACUCAGCAUUCUGCUGUGUAUAAACAUGGUCGGUCUGACCACUGUCAACAAAACUUCCCUUUCAUGUUAGAUGUUAUCCUCGUGUUAUAAAGGACACCUGAAGCUAGCCUCCACAUCGCCCAAGUAGCUCCAAGCCGGAAUAUGGCAAACAAUAUCCCCAUCAAUCUUCCCAGCCAACUCAAGAGAGCUUUGCUGCAUUUCAGAUUUUGGAAAUAGGCGGUAAAAAUAUGGGAAGGCUAAAGUUUCUUUGGGAUACCACUAAGUACAUUUUUACCGGGGGCCUCUUUGGCAUUACUGUGUCCGAUCGUUAUGCCAGUCUAAUUUCCAUUAAAGGCAUCUCUAUGUAUCCAACAUUUAACCCUCAUGGAGAUGGACCAUUGACUCGGGACCGUGUGUUAUUGGAGAAACUAUGCCUUGAAAAGUACAAGUUUUCUAAAGGUGAUGUGGUGGUCUUCAGAUCUCCUUCUGAUCACCAUAAGAGAAACAUCAAAAGGAUAAUAGGGCUACCUGGUGAUUUGAUCAGUACACAAGAAGAUUCAUAUGAUGCGGUGAUUGUACCAGAAGGCCAUUGCUGGGUUGAAGGUGACAAUGCACCUCACAGCUUAGACUCGAGAUCUCAUGGACCUGUCCCUUUAGGUUUAAUUUGUGGCAGGGUCACACACAUUGUCUGGCCACCUCAAAGAUUUGGUAGUGUAGAAAGAAGACUUCCUCGAGGCAUUCCUCCAUUAUAAAACUGCUUUCUUUCCGAAUUUGUCAUUCUUCACGUAAUGCUCCCUUUCUCUUGUUGUAACUAGUAGAGUAGAUUGAAAUACACCCAGUAGGAGAUGAAUAAUUAUAACAAUCUCAUUUUGCCUCUGCAUUGCACGAGCCAUACCCAGAGACUUCAAAUGUGUUUUUGAGGCUGAAGCAUCUCCAAUUUUUGUUACUAUUCAGUGUUCUUGGCUUGCAGACAUUAUUUGGUGUUAUUUUUUGGAAAAAUAUAUAUAUUUUUCGCUUGAAAAUUUCCUAGAUUGGAAAACACUGGUACUUGUAUUUGUUAAUGUAAAUCAAUCAAUAAAGGGAUUCUUCCAUU
Messenger RNA from Cuscuta campestris, 2168 nucleotides. NCBI's taxonomy places the organism in Eukaryota, Viridiplantae, Streptophyta, Magnoliopsida, Solanales, Convolvulaceae. The record is from the annotation of a GenBank genome assembly.